ACGCUGAGCGUGCUUGCGUCACGGAAGACGUACACGGAACUGUAGCCACGUCGUCAACAUGAGUGGAGGAACCGGAGAAACAGGAAACGCUUCAUUGACUGCACUUCAUUACGAAUCAUCCACAAAACAACACAUGAUGGCCCAGUUUCAGGAGGUAUCAAAGCAGUCCAGUCUGCACCCUAAGCCUGCAGGGUUGGUUUUGCAGUAUGGCACAGCCGGUUUCAGGACCAACGCCAAACAUCUGGACCACAUCAUGUUCAGGAUGGGACUACUGGCCGCUCUCCGCUCCAAAAAGACCAAAGCCACCAUCGGAGUCAUGGUCACUGCAUCACACAACCCCGAGGAGGACAACGGGGUGAAGCUGAUUGACCCCAUGGGGGAGAUGGUAACAUUGACGUGGGAGGGCUAUGCGACCCAGCUGGCCAAUGCUGAGCAGGACGAUUUGCUCACUGCUCUGACGGACAUUAUAGAGAAGGAAGCCAUAAACAUGAGCCAUGAAGCUAAUGUGUUUGUCGGCAAAGACACCAGAAGCAGCAGUGGCAGCCUUUCACAGGCUGUAUUGGAUGGAGUGUCUGCACUCGGUGGUCACAGAAAAGACUAUGGUUUGGUGACCACCCCACAGCUGCACUACAUGGUUUGCUGUCAGAACACACAGGGUAAAUAUGGAGAAGCCACAGAGGAAGGAUAUUAUAACAAACUCUGCCAAGCUUUCAUUCAGCUCACGAAGAAUGCGUCCAAUUGUACAGAUGACCAGAAGCACCUCUCUAUCGAUGGUGCUAACGGUAUUGGGGCUCUAAAGGUGCGGAGGAUGGAGAGUCACCUGAAGAAGGAGCUGCAUAUAUCCCUGUUCAACGACGGCAGCAAAGGGAAGCUCAACCACCAGUGUGGGGCUGACUUUGUCAAAGUGCAGCAAAAACCUCCAACAGGCAUUCAGAUGAACCCAGGGGAGCGUGGCUGCUCCUUUGAUGGGGAUGCUGACCGAGUAGUUUACUACUACACUGACUCUGAGGGACAGUUUCACCUGCUGGACGGAGACAAAAUCGCCACUCUCAUCAGCACCUUCCUUAAAGAGCUGCUCACACAGGCUAGUCUAGACUUGAAGAUAGCAGUGGUGCAAACCGCUUACGCUAAUGGAAGUUCAACACGCUAUCUGGAAGACACUAUGAAGGUAAUAGUGAGGUGUACUAAAACUGGAGUGAAGCACCUUCAUCAUGCAGCCCAGGAGUUUGAUAUCGGUGUGUACUUUGAGGCCAAUGGUCAUGGAACUGUGUUGUUCAGUGAGGCAGCUGAAGAGAAGAUCCAGCAGCUAGCCAAGAACCCCAGCGCCGACGACGAGAGGAAGAGAGCGGCUCUCUUGCUGCAGAACACUACAAACGUGAUCAACCAGACUGUAGGUGAUGCCAUUUCUGACAUGCUGCUGAUUGAAGCCAUAUUAGCCAUCAAGGGUAUGACUAUCCAGCAGUGGGACGCCAUCUACAGCGACCUGCCAAACAGGCAGCUCAAAGUCAAGGUGUUGGAUCGUAGGGUGAUUGACACAACAGAUGCAGAGAGACGGGCGGUUAGCCCUGCAGGACUGCAAGAGGCCAUCGACAGUUUAGUGAAGCAGUACAGACAGGCCCGCUCCUUCGUGAGACCCUCCGGCACAGAGGACGUGGUGAGAGUUUACGCCGAGGCAGAAACACAGGAGAGCGCCGAUGACCUGGCACAUGAAGUGAGCCUUGCAGUUUAUCGUCUGGCUGGGGGAGUCGGGGGUGAACCUAAGCUGUUGCACUAGAAACAGAUACAAAAUCCCACAACAUGGAUCAAUCAAUCGGUGCUUUAUGAAGGCAGUCAAUAACAUCAUUUUCUAAAGUUUGAAUUUAUCAAAAUUGCUUGUUUUCGGUGAGGUGCCAAAUUAUUUUGUGCUGUCAAUUGCACUGCUCUAGUUUUCUUUUGCUUUAUAUUUGCCAUGUCAUUGGAAGAUAUGGGACACACUGGGGGAGACAAUGAAGGGGUUUUAUGCUACUUUGAGGAAUCCUACACUUGUUUUUGUAUUUGAAACAGGCUGUCUUGUGCCUGUAAACUAUGGGUUUCUAUGUGAUGUAAAUAAGCUACUUUACUGUAUAUAUGUCAUAAUUAAAACAUUUCACACACAAAUUAAAAAAGGUUUUAAUGACUGUUUCGAUUAAAUGUAGGUUAUAAUGUGGUACUUCCUACUAAACUGAAUCUUUUUGAAAGUUA
Molecule: messenger RNA, 2220 nt
Organism: Micropterus dolomieu (smallmouth bass)
Lineage: Eukaryota; Metazoa; Chordata; Actinopteri; Centrarchiformes; Centrarchidae
Gene: pgm3
Product: phosphoglucomutase 3
Exons: 13
Coding region: 59-1774 (571 amino acids)
Biological process (GO): UDP-N-acetylglucosamine biosynthetic process; hemopoiesis; carbohydrate metabolic process
Molecular function (GO): phosphoacetylglucosamine mutase activity; magnesium ion binding
Source: RefSeq, a predicted model, not a curated record